Molecule: messenger RNA, 1375 nt
Organism: Rhinichthys klamathensis goyatoka
Lineage: Eukaryota; Metazoa; Chordata; Actinopteri; Cypriniformes; Leuciscidae
Gene: asah1b
Product: N-acylsphingosine amidohydrolase (acid ceramidase) 1b
Exons: 14
Coding region: 78-1265 (395 amino acids)
Biological process (GO): fatty acid metabolic process
Cellular component (GO): lysosome
Molecular function (GO): N-acylsphingosine amidohydrolase activity; fatty acid amide hydrolase activity
Source: RefSeq, a predicted model, not a curated record
CUGUCACGAGAAUCAUCUCAUCAGCACUUCCGUGUUCACAGACGCUUCUGAAGUCUGAAGACUGCGGACGUCUCAUCAUGAUCGUCAAAAUAAACUUCUGCUGUUUUAGUCUCUCUAUUAUGUUUAUGUGCUUGUAUGCGCAAUAUGUACCACCGUACACAGAAGAGUGCAGAAGUGGCAUGUAUCCUCCAAACGGACCAACAUUUAAAGGUGAUGUGUCCUGGUAUACCGUUGAUCUGGACUUACCACCAAGCAAAAGAUGGACAGAUGUUAUUACAGACAAAAAGAAGGAUAUGGCGAGCAUGAUUCAGGCUAUCAGAGAUCUAGCAGAUGCCUUUGUUCCCAGUGGGAAGCUCAUCAAACUAGUAGACAAGGAAUUGCCCUUGAUGGUGAACACCUUGCCUUAUCCUUUCGAUGAGGAGAUCAGAGGAAUAGCAUCAGUGUCUGGUGUUCCUUUGGGUGAGGUGGUGCUCUUCAACAUAUUUUAUGAGGUGUUCACUGUAUGCACUUCUCUGGUUGCAGAGGAUGUCAAUGGCAAUCUCAUCCAUGCAAGGAACCUGGACUUUGGACUUUUCAUGGGUUGGGAUUUGAAGAACAGGUCAUGGAUCAUCACAGAGAAGCUGAAGCCACUUAUUGUCAACCUCGACUUCAGAAGGAACAAUCAGACUGUCUUUAAAUCCACCAAUUUUGCAGGAUACGUGGGCAUGCUGACUGGUAUUCAUCAGCGCUCUUUCACACUCACUAUGAAUGAACGAUUCAGUCUGGAUGGAGGGUACAUCGGGAUUCUGGAGUGGAUCUUGGGGAAGAGAGACGGCAUGUGGAUGAGUUUUCUGACUCGUUCUGUGUUGGAGAACGCAACUAGCUAUGAAAGUGCCAAGGCUCUGUUGUCUGACACUAAGCUGCUGGCUCCAGCCUACUUCAUCCUGGGAGGGAACCAGACGGGUCAAGCCUGCAUCAUCACCAGAUCCAGAACACACAGCAUCAGUCCACUGGAGCUUGAUGUGAAGAAUGGCAGGUGGUAUGUUUUGGAGACUAACUAUGACCACUGGAAAGAGCCUCUGUUUUUGGAUGACAGGAGAACUCCUGCUAUGAAAUGCAUGAAUCAGACCACAAAGGAUGAUAUCUCCUUAAAGACAGUCUAUGAUGUCCUGUCCACCAAGCCAGUCUUAAAUAAACUGACCACGUACACUACUCUAAUGGAGGCGUCUAAGGGGACAUUGGAGUCUUAUAUCCGUGACUGUCCUAACCCCUGCAUGCCGUGGUGAUGGAUCGCAUCUGGGCAAGCUGCAUCACUGGGACGUUCAUAUGUAUGUUAAAGGAAAAGCAUCCAAUUCAAAAUUUAGCAUCAUUAAAAAUCAGCUCUUACAUUUUAGAA